AUGGAGUGUUCACGGUUCGAGAAUUACAUCCUCACACCGUUGCCGUUGGGUCCAUGCCCUAACGCCUACUCCCCGCUCUCCCCACAAGAUGUCACUGACUUUGUCUCUGUCGUGAAGGCCACACCAAGGAGGGUCAAUAAGGAUAAGUGGUCGGAGCCAAUUUUGAACGCCAGCGCGUUCGUGACGGGCAGCGUUGUGGGAAAGUGCCGACCUACGGAGCCUGUGAAGCUGGUGGAGAGCGCGAUGAUCGCGGCAUUGGAUGCCCUCAUGAUCAACACUAAGGGACCUCGCAGAACUAAGCAGCAGUGCAAUAGGAUGUACCUGUCGGUUUCCUGUCCCGAUUGGGAAGACGGUGAAGACUCUGAGGAUGAGGUCGACGGGAUGGGUGACAACUCGGCUGUUCUAGGCCGAUCACUGAGCCAAGCUGAGAAGACUGUGGCCGCCGCG
This is a messenger RNA of Perkinsus marinus ATCC 50983, 447 nucleotides long. RefSeq lists its product as hypothetical. Lineage: Eukaryota; Perkinsozoa; Perkinsida; Perkinsidae. The record is from RefSeq and is a predicted model, not a curated record. The transcript is spliced from 3 exons. The annotation marks the transcript as partial.